Molecule: messenger RNA, 729 nt
Organism: Rotaria sordida
Lineage: Eukaryota; Metazoa; Rotifera; Eurotatoria; Philodinida; Philodinidae
Source: the annotation of a GenBank genome assembly
AUGGCAUCUUAUUCGAAUAAUCGUCAACUUGUUCUCUUUGAUGGAGAUAAUAAUCGUAUUAAUUUAAUUGAUCAAAUUAAUCAAUUAUCUCGAAUUCCAUCAAAUUGUGACUUCAUUAUUUUUUAUAAUCAAUUAGAUCGAAUAGAAGAAUUUAUAUUAAAUGAUUUAAAACGUAUUUCACAAGUAAAACUUGUAAAAUGUGUUGACGUAGCAGAUCAAUUAUUAAGGAUUGCUUACAAAGAAGUGGUCACUUAUUUCUAUGUUCAUGUUAUUUGUGAUGAAAAACCAAACGAUAUGCAUGAUUUAAUAAAAAUUCAUAAAAAACACAUAAAUAUUCAUUUUAUCGGAAUGAAUCGUUCUAAUAUUUAUGUUCAAUCUAUUAUUUAUCGUCUUCAACAAUAUAAUGAUCUAGCAGAUAUUUCAUCAUCGAUAAUAUUAAAUAAUAAAUUUAUUUUGGAUAACUAUCAAUGUCCAAGAUGUUCAAAAACAUUUAAAUUACAUAAAGAUCUAGAACAACAUUAUUCAGACACUCAUGUUACAAUUACAAUUAACAAUGUUCAUGUGGAUUAUUUGGGAAUGCUUAAACCAAAGAAAAAAAGUGAUCCAGAUGAACGACAUAAAUGUGAACUUUAUUGUUUAGUAUGUUGUUAUGGUUGGCAAACAUUGGAAGCUCGAGAAAAUCAUAUUACCAAUGAACAUCCAAAUGCAACGGCAGAUGAUUUAGAUUAA